Molecule: messenger RNA, 2415 nt
Organism: Pseudocercospora fijiensis CIRAD86
Lineage: Eukaryota; Fungi; Ascomycota; Dothideomycetes; Mycosphaerellales; Mycosphaerellaceae
Exons: 3
Molecular function (GO): protein binding
Source: RefSeq, a predicted model, not a curated record
CUGCCAGGUGUCAUGCGCUUCCUGCAGAUCGAAUGGCAUAACCACGAGCGAGCGCGCAAUGCCUGGGACAUAGAACGAGCAGAGAUGCGAGCCAAGAUCGCGAAGCAGGAGGGCGAGGUGAGACAGGCCAAGCGCAUAAACGAACAGCUGGAGCGGCAGGUGCGAAUGCUGGAGAACGCUCUUAAGAAUGAGCGCAAGAAAAAGGGCGUCAACGGGACUGCGGCCACGAAUGAGGCUGGUGAGGCAGAAACAGGCAUACAGAUCAAGACAGAAGAUGCCAAGACUGGAGACAAGGGCGGCAAGCCAACUUACGCGCCUCACAAUUCAUUCCUUGAGAUCGAGGAGGCGAGCGAAAAGGAGCGCGAGCAGUAUUUGGACAAUACCUCCAAGUACCUUAAGAACUGCAUGAAGGAGAUUCAGUACUUGCUGACACCUCCGCAACACCCUCCUCCGCCGCAGAUGCUUCCAAAUGGCCAUAUCACGGGAUUACCAGAGCCUCCGCUCUCCAUGGAAGACAUGUACGCCCAGCAACAUUCUAGAGGAAAUCAAAGGAACCAGGCUCGUCAGGUCUUGCCCCAGCAACCGCUCCCUCCAAAUCACCAACCUCCGCCAGUGCCACAGACGCAAUCUCAAUACGGCCAGCAAAACCAGGGCGUGAACUAUGUCGAUUACAACCACCAAGGACAACAACCUUCAGACUUCGUGCAGCAAACACAGCAGCCAGCAUAUGAGGAGCAGGUUGAAAGCGUAACGCAUACUUAUGACAACAAGGGGCGACCCGUACAGGACCCACCGGCACAGCAGCAGAUACACCAAUCGGAGAACCUGCAACUACUCUCGAAAGGCAUGAAGGAGCAGGCUGAAGCAGAUGGAUGGACUUUUGAUGAAGAAACUCCCUUGAACCCUGAUCUUCAGCCUACCGACCCUCCUCGAAGACCUGAUACCGAUCUAUUUCCGAGCGCUGCCAAUCCUGCAUCGCUACCUGCGAAAUCGCCACCCAGAUUGGGACCACACAGCAGACGGAAAAGCUCUGGCUCACAGAACAUGUCGAGACGGCGAAGCUCUCAAGGCAAGAAUGAUACCCAUGAAGGUGCCGAAGCACUAUCAAACCAAGAUCCUUCUCAAUUCAAAGUCCGCUUCGCAUUGCGAGGCCAUCUCGACGUCGUUCGUACUGUCAUCUUCAGCGGCGGUGGUAGCCCAAGCGAGCCCGAAGUUUGCACAGCUGGCGAUGAUGGCACAAUCAAGCGCUGGAUCAUUCCGGCAACAUAUCAGAAUUACAACCCCGGGAACAAUCAACCUGAUUUGGACAUCACAGCAAGAUUCACACAUAGAGGACACGAAGGCAUUGUCACUUCAUUGACAGCACCACCGGCCAGCACAGGUUUCAGCACUGGCGGCCAAGCUUCAGGAGACGGCUGGAUCUUCUCCGGUGGCCAAGACACUACAAUCCGCUGUUGGGAGCGAGGACGCGUGGAUCCAAAAGCAACACUGGAAGGUCAUACCGAUGCUGUAUGGGCGGUCUGUGUGCUCCCGGCAUCUGUUGGUGUGGUCUUUGGACCUCAAAGCAGCAACUUUGGUGGACCUGAUCGGCUAUUGUUGGUCUCGGGCUCGGCAGAUGGCACUGUGAAGGUCUGGGCUGUCAGCGCACCACCACAAUCGUCAUCGCCGUCCACAGGGAGCCGGAGAGGAGUUGGUGGAACGCGACGACACAGCGUCACGAGCGGAAGCAACUACCCUACCAGCCCGCAACCCAGCGUUGCCAGCAACACGCCUUUCAACUACACCUUGGUCCACUCGAUCGAGAGGCCUGGAGACCAGAAGGUGAGCCCGACGAGUAUAUGUCCGCUUUCACCGUCGGGAGAGACUUUCGUGGUCAGCUACACCGAUUCUUCAGUGCUCGUCUUCGACACCAGAACAGGCGAGGAGAUCAUCGGCAUGGCGAGCAACGAGACAUACGACGGCACGAUGAACACGAGUAUCAACACUGUCGUCGCCACGAGCUCCGGCUUAGAAGGCGCCAGCCCAGGCGACUCAGCGCGAGGCCAUGAUCCAGACGAUGUCGGUGGAGGCGCAACUGGCGGCAGAGAAGGCGUCGAAGGCGUAGUCAUCACAGGGCACGAAGACCGUUUUGUUCGGUUCUUCGAUGCCAAUAGCGGCCAAUGCACUUACGGCAUGCUCGCCCACCCUUCCGCUAUCUCUGCAUUAUCCUUAUCCAAAGACGGCCGCGAAGCUGUCUCUGCUGGCCACGAUGCAAGCAUACGAUUCUGGAGCUUGGAAAAGCGCAUCUGUACGCAAGACAUCGUCUCCCACCGAGCCAUGCGCGGCGAAGGCGUCUGCGACGUUUGCUGGAGCCAGGAUGGUCGACUCGUCGUUUCCGCUGGUGGCGACGGCGUCGUCAAAGUCUUCGCUCGAUGA